AUGGACCCAGAUAAACAAGAUGCUCUUAACAGUAUUGAGAAUUCCAUUUAUAGAACAGCCUUCAAAUUACGAUCGGUGCAAACUCUCUGCCAAUUGGACUUGAUUGACAGCUCCCUGAUUCAGCAUGUCCUACUGCGGCCACAUUUCCGGGAAGCCAGGGAGCACUCGCUGUCUGUGCAGCAGCUUUUUCAGGUACUGCAAGAGCUGUUUCAGAGAGCCAGGGAGGACAAGCCAGGACGGGUGCAUCCCAGAGCCUCCGAACUCACUCUCAGCCUUCUCAUUACAAUGUACGACAGCACAGGAACAGGUUUUCUCCAGCUGGCACCUGUGGCCACUGCCCUCAUCGCCCUCUCGGGGGACAGCCCUCAUACAAAAUACAGAGCUCUUUUUCAGCUCUAUGCAGAAACUAGCAGAGGAGGUUAUGAUUCUGGGUUACGCAUGACUCGAAGGGUUUUCAGAAACCUGCUAACAGACCUACAGCAGAUCCCAACUGUCGUGGGGGAGAGUCGUGCUCUGUGCUCUGUGGAAAGUGCCACCCGCAGCUGUUUCCAAGGGGUAUUAAGCCCAACAAUCAAGGAAGAGAAAUUUCUAUCUUGGGUGCAGUCUGAACCCCCCAUCCUCCUGUGGCUGCCAACCUGCUACCGAUUAUCAGCCACUGAAAUGGUCACUCACCCUGUCCGGUGCAGCGUCUGCAGGACCUUUCCAAUCACAGGACUGAGAUACCGCUGUCUGAAGUGUCUGAACUUUGACAUCUGCCAGGUGUGUUUCUUGUCUGGUCUUCACAGCAAGUCCCACCAGAAAUCUCAUCCUAUAAUUGAGCACAGUGUUCAGAUGUCAGCGAAGGAGAACACAAAACUCCUCCUGAGGUCCCUCAGAAACAACUUGCUCCAGGGGCGCUGGAGGUGGAAAGAAGCUAUGAAAAGGCAGUGGCUGCUGGACCAGGUGAAUCCGAAGGACAAGGCUGACCACACGAAGGCCAGGCUCCUUAAGAAACAGUUAAACGGAUACAAAGACAAGUUGCGAGUGAUGUUCGCCUCCCAGGAAGAGAGAAGUUGCCGGUUUGAAACAAAGAUUCAGGAACUCACUAUCAACCAAGAUAGUCUACGAACCAAGCUACAGAAGAUGGGACAGGACCUGCAGGCGAUGUUGCAGCCACUCCAUCCUUCAUCUUCUUCCAGUCAAAAUUCGGCAUCCAAGGUUGACCAUUCUUCAGCUGAAAGGUUUGGAGAGGGAGGAGACUCUUUCCAGAUCAAGAACUCCCCUGAGGACGGUGCAGCAUGGAAACCUCUUCCUAACCCCACCAACGUGGACAGAAGUCACAGAAAUCAAGCAAAUGCUGAGCAUGGACUUCCAAAUUCAGCAUCACCAGAGGCCACUGUGCAAAGCAUCGAGGCACAAAGCCAAGCACAAAAGAUGCCAAAGGAAAUGCUUAGCUCCCCAUCCAUUUGUCAGGAGGGACCACCGCAGGACACCCUCCAAAUGGCUCCUGCUGAAAUGAGCAGUCCUGCUCUGGCACCCACAGAAAGGAAAGAAACAAGUAUCAUCACAAAGAAAAAGGAUGAGCUGGAAGAAGAGGAAAUGCAAGAACUAUUGUCAAAACUUGUGGAUGCCUUCAAUCUAGAAACACCAUCAGGUCAACAGUCUUCAGUGAACAUGGACCUCUAUUGUGGAGCUGAGCGGGUGUGCAAGGCCUUCUCUGCCCUUGUUGAUCAAAUCACCUUGCCCAACUGGAAGUGA
Messenger RNA from Otolemur garnettii (small-eared galago), 1737 nucleotides. It is a transcript of the gene DYTN, whose product is annotated as dystrotelin. Gene Ontology annotation, cellular component: plasma membrane. The transcript has 12 exons. Gene Ontology annotation, molecular function: zinc ion binding. Gene Ontology annotation, biological process: synaptic signaling. The record is from RefSeq and is a predicted model, not a curated record. Bases 1 to 1737 code for a protein of 578 amino acids. Lineage: Eukaryota; Metazoa; Chordata; Mammalia; Primates; Galagidae.